This is a messenger RNA of Paramacrobiotus metropolitanus, 2349 nucleotides long. RefSeq names its product mothers against decapentaplegic homolog 6-like. Bases 626 to 2077 code for a protein of 483 amino acids. The transcript is spliced from 4 exons. Gene Ontology annotation, biological process: SMAD protein signal transduction; regulation of transcription by RNA polymerase II; BMP signaling pathway. The record is from RefSeq and is a predicted model, not a curated record. Lineage: Eukaryota; Metazoa; Tardigrada; Eutardigrada; Parachela; Macrobiotidae. Gene Ontology annotation, molecular function: I-SMAD binding; transcription regulator inhibitor activity. Gene Ontology annotation, cellular component: heteromeric SMAD protein complex.
GGGUACGCAGCCGUGAUUUAAAUUCUUUUGGCAAGAUUGUAUAUGACGAUAUAUGUCGAUCAUCUUCUGCCUGGCGCCGCCGUUUCGUGGUCCGUCGCCGUAGCUGCAUUUUGUCUACAGUUGCAACAUUGUCAGUUCUCAAUGGAUUUUUAAUCGGGCAGACAGUAGUUUCUGUUAACGUUAUUGCAGACAAUUUAUUACUUAUACACACAUUUGGACGAAGGAAAAAAGAAGGCCCCAGUUAAAAUUAUUACCAACCGCCUGACUGACUUGCAGCGAUAACUAAUAACCAUUAUUAUUCGUUUGUCGGUUGAUCAUUACUGCACAAUUUCGCCUUCCCGAUUCCGACGAUUUCGUAUGGACUGCGUGGCGCAGUUGCUCUAUCAAUAUCAUCUAUUGCCCAUAAUGAUGCAAAGCGAAUUUGUUCCGGAAAUUGUUAUCUGGUCACGAAUACGGCUUCCUGAGCAUACAUAAAAGCCUCCCUUUCCCAUCAGCAGAAUAAACCGUGCGAUAUCGGUUUGUUUCGCUACACACCGUGUGUGCAGUGAAAAUCAGGACCUGUUGCGCAUUGUUGGCUGUUUGUUGUUGUUUUUUUUUUGUUCUUCUGCAUCGUUUGUCGAGCUGUAUGUUUGCUAUUCGUUAUUUUAAACGCAAAAUUCGUCUCCAUGCAUUAUGGAAUCUUCGAGCGAGGGAAUGUACUGUGGGGUGCGAUGACGAGUCGCCAAUCUUGCCGCACAAUAUGGAUGCGCAUAAGAAGGUUGAUGAUGGUGUUUUGGACGCGGAUAAGCUGAAGAAAAUCUUCCAGAAAUUCUGUUGUCUGCUGACUGAUCAUCAGCUCAAACAGCUGCACCGUGUAGUGGAAGGGAAGGGUGCCGGCUAUGGCGAGUGUAUAAUGUUACCGCGCAUGAUUACCUUGCCUGUGGCCAAAUGUGCAUCGCACACUGCUGCAGCGAAUUCCCGAAUUUCUCCUCUCUUGCUGACCAGCAAAGUGUGGCGAUGGAAGGAUCUGCAGGAUACCGGUGAGCUCACCGUGCUGUCGCAUGUCUGUCCUGGCCGUUGUGAUGCACGGAGCGUGGAUUAUGACAGUCAUAAGUGUGUGCCGGAUACGAUGAUGUGUGCUACGGAGAUUAAUAAUUUUCCACCGGAAAUCGCCCAUCAUCUCCAUAACACUCCAUCUGAUAGCCAGCUGGAAUGCUGCAAUCCGUACCACUGGGCCCGGCAAACAGAACUGCCACCAUCUGCUUCCUAUCACUUGGAGAAAUCCGAACAAGCCUUGCUAGAUCUUCUUCCUAGUCAGUUCGAGGGUUCGACAAAUGCUAUGACAGCUGGUGGAAAAGAGUAUGAUGCAACGAUGGUAAAUGAAACCCAAAUAUGCAGCACAGAAACGCGAAUCUCUUAUGAGUUCGGAGGACAGCCGAGUAUCGAUACGAGCGUGGCCUUGCUGGACAUUGAUAAACAACCGCUUCCCGGCGGAGCCUACAUCAAUCCUUCUUCUGUACAUACCGGUCAACACCACUGGUGUUCCGUAAAGUACUGGGAAGAAGGCAGGCAUGAGAGUAAACAAGUAUUUCGAGUGGUACAUCCGGUGUUGAAUGUUUUUAAUGGAGCGACUGCGGCGGCUGUGCCCGAUCAAGUCGGUCUAUCAUUAGAAGCACUCGGCACUCCCAGCGGUCAACGGAGCGGCAAAACUCUCAAACUACGCCAGCGCAUCGGUCUCGGCUUCUGUCUUAUCCGGGAUGAGCGCCGGCGGACGAUCAGUAUCUACAAUCGUACCACAGAUCUCCCGUUGUUUGUGUCCUCACGCUAUUUGGAGUCGAAGCAGGCGGAACAGCCGAAGAGAAGCGCUAAAGUCCUACCGGGAUACUCAGUCACAGCUUUCGAUCUGGAUUAUAAAGAUUUCUCCUCAGCAGCAGUGGGCGCGCCGUCAUGUGAUGUUCCUAAUGUAACCAAGUGUAGCAGUAUUUUUGUUAGUUUCGGCAAGGGUUUUGGGCUGGGUUAUUCGCGUGUCACGGCCGUAAAUUGCCCGUGCAUGGUGGAGAUUUGUCUAGAUAAUUUAUCGCGCAAGCGUCCUCGGUGAUUUUUAUGGCUGGACGGAAAUGAGCAAGAUUUCCAUCGGAGUGUGGAUAAGUGGUGUUACGCGGGUGUUUGGUCCGUUGGAAACUUAGUAUUCCGUCCUAAUUGUGAGGUUGGGAGAAAAUGAUGCAUUUUUCGUUUGCUGCCAAGAUUAACACUACUUACGUUGACUGAUGUUAUGGUGACGUUUUGGAUUGACACGUUCCUGAACAUGUAUGAAGGACACGGAAAUGUGUGCGUGUGUACUCCAGAGGUUAUUAAAUUAAACUGUUUCGA